Molecule: messenger RNA, 894 nt
Organism: Cylicostephanus goldi
Lineage: Eukaryota; Metazoa; Nematoda; Chromadorea; Rhabditida; Strongylidae
Source: the annotation of a GenBank genome assembly
AUGACCAUCGGUCUGACUCUACCGUUAUCACCAGCCCCACGCUUAUCUGGCCAUGACGCCUGGCGCUUAUCAGUUCAAUUCGUAGCUGACCACCGCUCCAUUAGUGCUUUUGUCAGGUCGAUUUCUCCUCAACUUGCCUCCUUUUCAGCACUUCCAGCUGUGGACGUCGCCAUGUUACGUGCUGGACACUUCUUCUUUCGGUCAUGUCGCUUGAUAACUACCAGAAAAUCAGGCAAUAACCAAAUUUCUCUCACAAGAACUUCAUCGUCUGUAACGGCCACCGAACCCCGAGCAGUGACACCUAUCCCGUCAGUAGGUGUUACGCCAGUGGGGAUUAUAAAAAAUCGCAAGCAUCACCUCCUCAUCAACAGCAGAGAAGAACUGAAAAAGGCGCAAAGAAUUGUAGUGAAGCUAGGCAGCGCCGUCAUUACCCGAGAGGAUGAGUGCGGUUUGGCUCUUGGACGACUUGCUUCCAUUGUUGAGCAGGUGGCUGAACUACAGCAAUCCGGUCGUCAGAUGCUUAUAGUAUCGUCAGGGGCGGUAGCAUUUGGUAGGCAAAAGCUACGUCAAGAGCUUGUCAUGAGCAUGAGCAUGCGACAAACACUCAGAGGCCCAUCAGGAAUGACAGCAGAUAAAAGAGCUUGCGCAGCAUCUGGAAUGCCUGGACUGAUGUCACUAUAUGAGCAACUAUUCCAGCAGUAUGGCAUCACUGUGGCACAGGUCCUUCUUACGAAACCGGACAUAGAUGACCCACAAAGAAGGAAGAAUCUGCAAGCCACAAUUGAGAGUUUGCUUGCUCUCAACAUCAUCCCUAUAGUCAACGCAAACGAUGCUGUGGCUCCAGAUCCAAAGCUCAAUAUGUACAAACGCCGAGCUCCGGCAUAUACGACGUAA